GGUAAGGUAUAAAUGUGAUGUUUUAUGUCAAUGUCGAACAUAUUGUUGAUUUUAUGCAUGAGUACACCAGGGUUUGGGAUACCAAAUUAAGUUUAGAUAAUAGAGUUCAUUCUCUCUAGGUAUUUUGCCAAUUUAUUGUGCAGAAUUAUACUUGUAGUUUCGCUGUAUACACAUAUUAUUUUUCCUUAUGGUAUAAAUGAGUGCUAGUAAACUUAGAAAGUUUAUUGGGAAACCUAUUUUGGCACCUGGACCACAAGCACUUAAAUUCCAACCAGUUUUGUUAACUAGCAGUAAAGGGUAUUCCUUGAAGCACCAUUUUGAUAUUAUUGAGGAUUUAGGCUAUCAAAUUGAAUUUCAUUGUAGAGCAGGAGCUCGAUUUGAUCAGACUUAUUUUUGGCUUACAAAACAUCUGUCUGAAAUUAUUAAAAAGAAUGGUCCUAUUGUAUUGUACAUUUGGCUAGGUACUUGUGAUAUCACUACAAAGAGUGGUCCUUUUAUUAAUUUAAGUCACAAUACUGAUGAGGAGUGUUUUGGUUAUUUGAAAUGUUAUAUUGACAAAUUUGUGUCUUAUGUUUCAAAAUUUGCGUCUGUAAAACUAAUAUUUUUGGAAAUUCCACCUUAUUCCAUCCAAGUUUGGAACUCCUACAAAGGCCAUGUGAAUCCUGAGUCAUUUGCGAAACAAGAUAUUAUCUUGGAUAACAGGAUUGAGAGUUUGAACAAUUAUAUUCGAGAAGUUAAUUCCAAGUCCGGUGUAAACUCGCUUAAUUUUAGGUGUGAUUUGCUCCAGUAUAAACGAGCAGGUCGCAAACCUAUUAUCAACUUCUCUCUGUACAAAGAUGGCAUACAUCCAAGUCCUGUGUUAGCUAGAUGUUGGAUGAAGCGACUAGUCACUAAAGCAUUGCAUGAUUGUUGUUAGGAAUUAUAUUUGUAGUAUAGCUGCAGGUGGACCAUUUUUAAGUCCAGUGAAUACACUUGUAGGUAGGGGGCUCCCCAACCACGGUGAUUUAUUGGAUUCCUGCAAGCUUAGUCUAUAUUUGACUGAGGAAUACUAUUGGUGUUAAUAGUGUAUUAAUAUCUUGAAUUAGUGACUGUUGCUUUAUAUAUAUUGUCUUACAAAUGAAAACAGAGAGUUGGUGUUAUAGAUCAUUUAUAUUUUAGAUACUAGCUUACAAAUUGAUAACCUCUUUAAGAUAUGGCAUCCGGUGGAGCACCUGCUAAAGAGCAGGUAGAAGAUCAGGUUAAGGAAGAGGGGGAAUCGGGGUCGGAGAGUAAGCUCAAUAUGAGUGAGGACCAGCUGAUUGAGGCUUUGGGUAAGCUAGGGAAAUACAGGAUAAUUCCUGUAAAUGAGGAGGAGGAACCUCCGGUUCCCAGGGCUGAAAGCACUCCCAAGCGAUCAUUGAGAUUUGUGGGAACUAGCCAGUCUUAUCCACCCGAUGACCCUAGCCAUAAUGUAACAAACGUAUACAGCAACCCACACCAUAUCCCUAAGGUGCCCCAGUUUUCCGGGGAGGAGCCACCUUUAAAAGGGGAUGUGUCUUAUGCUGAGUGGCGGUUUGAGAUAAGAUGCUUGGGUGAAGAUCCUGAGAUUUCAAACAGUACCCUGGUGCAGGCUAUGAGGAGGUCACUCCGUGGCAUUGCAAGGAGAAUGCUAAUCCCUCUAGGGGACAAGGCUACAUCAAGGGAAAUCUUAUACAAGCUUGAUUCUUUGUUUGGGGACAUUUCUACACAUGGAAUGUUAAUGCAGGAAUUUUUCAAUUCUUCGCAGAAACCAAAUGAAUCCGCCACCGCAUUUGGCUGUAGACUAGAGUCGUUGCUACAACCAGCAUUGGAAAAUGGCUCUCUCCAUAAGUCGUCAAAAAAUGACCUGAUGCGACACAAGUUCUGGACAUCCCUUAGUUCUGACAAACUAAAGAGUCAGACUCGUCAUAAAUAUGACACCUUGACAGGCUACAGUGAGCUAUUAAGGGAAAUCCGGGUGGUAGAGAAGGAGUUAAGUUUAACUUUCUCUACUGGUACAGCUACAGGGGCUAGUCAAACGAAAAAGGGACACCAGCAUGUAGUUAAUGCUGAAUCUGAGCAACAGGUUGCAGCUGUAGGGGACAUAGAAAAAAAAUUUGACCAGAAGUUAAAAAGCCUAGAGGAAAAACUUAGUUCUCAGAUAGAGGGUAAGUUUGAUAAAAUCUUGGACAAACUUGGUAAUCGAUCCUCGGGUAACAGUCAGAGGUCGGGUCAAGAUAGUCAGAGGUCAGGUCAAAACAACAAAGGUCGGGGCCGAGGUGGAUAUAAUAGGUCCCGGGGAAAUUGGCACAACAAUAAGGAUAAGGCCAAGGAUGUGAGGAACUCCCCAAACGAGUAGCAGUCUCUGCUAGCGGCCAA
Molecule: messenger RNA, 2376 nt
Organism: Mizuhopecten yessoensis (Yesso scallop)
Lineage: Eukaryota; Metazoa; Mollusca; Bivalvia; Pectinida; Pectinidae
Exons: 1
Coding region: 1193-2356 (387 amino acids)
Source: RefSeq, a predicted model, not a curated record